Messenger RNA from Amoebophrya sp. A120, 6658 nucleotides. The record is from the annotation of a GenBank genome assembly. Lineage: Eukaryota; Dinophyceae; Syndiniales; Amoebophryaceae.
AGGAACAAUUCUACUUGCAGUUGUAACUACCACUUUGGUGUUGUUACUCGCACGUCGCUUUUUUUUAAAAAAAAGAAAAAUCGGAUCUUUGACUUGGUACUAAGAAAGCGAAAGCCGCACAUUUAUUUUGCUCCUCCUUGCUUCCACUUUCCGUUUUUUAAGUGAGUAUUCGUAAAAAAAUCUUCUUAUACCUGCUUCGCAAGAAUUGUAGCGCGUACAUCGAAAAAACCACCAACCAGCAUGAUGACGCAUUCAGUCUUGCGCGGCCAGAACAACAGGUUCGUCCGACGAGCAUCCGCACUCGCGUUGUCGGCAGCCGCAUCAUCCUCGGUGGUGUCCGCUUCCAGUGUGAGUUUGCUGAGCCGGAAGAAGACCUCAGUCCGCUCAUCUGCUGGAACUACUACUAAAUCCUCCUCGCGCAUCACGAGGAAAAAUGAUGAAUCUGCUACAACUACUAGUACUACCGCGCGGGAGGACUACAGCACAAAAAUUGUGCUCGGCUUUGAAGGCGAAAAUAAACACAGGGCCGCCGCGGCGAGGACUUCUGAGGAGAUGACAGCGAACAACAAGCCCAUGACCACCUCGACGUUGCUUCAGAAAGCAAAAGAUAAAACGACCGUGCAGGUCUUUACCGAAAUCUCUUCGAAAAAGCAAUCGUUUGCAUCCCAGCAUCAAGCGAAAAUGGGACAAGAAACGACUCAGAAAGCGGAAGCAAAGCGGCGCCGCAGAAGUAGAGGAAGUUCCUCGAGUGGUCGUCGUGGCCGGGCCGCUGCAAAGCCGGCGAAGCCGAAGCCGCCGUCUUACGACCCGGAGGAGCUCGUGCGCUGUCCCUGGCUGGAGGGUUCCAGCCGCGACGGCUACCUCGAGUGCAACGACGGCUCGCUGCAGCAGGUCAGGGGCGGGGGUUGGAACCGGUGCCAAGACCGCGGCGGCCGCAAACGGUGCCCGAAGAACCAGCCCGUGAUGUGCGCCAAGCCGAACGACUGCGUGGGCGGAACGGAUUACUGCUGCAAGGACUCCGCCUGGGAAUGCCAUCAGUCCUACGACCACGGAGAGCUCAGGAACCACUGGGGUCCCCGGGGUUGUCCAGCUGCUGCUGCUUCCACUAGUACUCCAAAACCCGCCACCACCACUCCAAAACCCACGACCUCCACGACAAGACCCACGACGUCCACACCCCUACUUCCGACCACUACACAACCCACGACGACUACACCCCUUCCGACGACUACUACAAGACCCACGACGUCCACACCCCUUCCGACCACCACACAACCAACGACGUCCACACCCCUUCCGACCUCCACCACAAGACCCACAACGUCUUCUACACCCGCCCUUCCGACCACGACUGCACCCCCUCCAACCACCACGACACCAAAGCCCCCCUCCACGGCCGCCGUCGCAGCUCGUGCCCCGCCGUCGGCGCCCGCCAUGACGAUGGCAGUGCCGGCUUCUGUGCCCGAAGCGUCGCCGAUUGAGGGGAACCCGCACUGCAAGGCCUUGUCCGCGAACGUGCCCAAGGCAAACGCGGUCAACCUGGUGCUGCUCUAUCAAAAGGAAAAAUCCCCCCUCUCCAUAUCGAAAACGAAACUUGUGAUGCUGUAUUUGAGUAAAAAAAUCGACUUGUAAUGCUAGAAGGCCAAGAGACGCAGCUGUGGCCUCGUUUGCAGGCAAUUUGUCAUGCUGCUUCCCACUUCCAGUUGCCCCCUGUCAUGCUAAAGAUGCAAGGCUUUCCCACGCCAACCAGCCCUACAGUCCGCAUCUUUUCCCUUCUAGCAUGACAAAGCUGAUUUGUGGCCACAAAUCUGCACCACAAGUCUCUAGUUUGAGUAUGGGGGGGGUGGAUUUUUCAUUUCGAUAUGCUCCCGAGCAACUUUGCACACGACGACUUUGGGGACGCCAACGGGAACGGCAACGUUUGGGCGGACAAGGCGCAGACGGUGUUUCAGGGGCUGAGCACCUACGCUCCCUUUGACGCGGCCAACAACGCAGCCUUGAACGUGUUCUACGUGAACCAGCGUCUGGACGAGGAGAUGUACGCCUAUGACAACGACGGGGACGCGCUUUGCUGGUACGGCUGCCACGACGUGGACCGGUUGCUGUGCUGCGUGAUCUCCGAAUUCUGGAAGCACGCCGAGAUGCACUGCGGCAGCGGGUUCCACACCACCCUCCUCGUCAUCCACAACUCGCCCAAGUACGGCGGGGCCGGCUACGCCGCGCAGUCGGCCGCCACCAUGUCGCUCGACAAUGCCGCGCUGCAGAUCGCGGCGCACGAGCUGGGUCACGCCAUGUUCGGCCUUGGCGACGAGUACAGCCAGGGCACCGCGACCCCGGACACGAAGCCGAACUGCGAGUUCCGCAAGAGUUGCGAACGCAACCUGAGUAUCAAAUGUAAAAGUGUCUGGGUCUGGAAUAUUCUGAGAUUUGUCAUGCAUGUUUUGCAUGACCCAGGAUGUCUGUAAUGCACGACCGCGCAUCACAGAUGUUGAGCGGGCUUCCUGAUGCCUACUCCGCAUGACAAACGCCCUUCCCGCGUAGCACAAACUAGACUCCUCUUGCUGUUCAUGCAAUACAGAUUUUUCUAGAGUCCAAAGUUAGCAUCACAAGUUCCAAUCUUCCAGACCCAGACACUUUUACAUUUGAUACUGAGCGGGUCCGAGGGUCUGGAAGUGGUGUACCGGCCGCAGGAUAUCACGCAGUAUUGAGAGGAAAAAUCCCCCCUCCCCAUAUCGAAAAGGUGCGUUUCCGAAAAUUUGUCUUGCUGAUUUGAGACCACAAAUCGCGUCUGUCUUGCAAGAACACAACUCCACACGUUCUGCCGCAUUAUGCAGGCGGUUUGUGAUGCUGUUGCUCCUACAGCGUAGUCGUUUCUCAUGCUAAGCGAUUAGGCAAAAGCACUCUACUCAGGCUUGGCAGGAGCCUGCAGUCCUCUACUGCAGGACAAACCUGAUUCGUAUACGCAAGUCCAGCAUCAGAGACUUCCUGUCGAUAUGUGGAGGGGAGAUUUUUUCUUGUGAUACGCAGGCCGCGAAAUUUCCCACGACGGCGGCGGCGGCUUUGCAAAGCAGCCAGAUGCACGUGCCGGCCUGCGCGGUAUGCAUUGCAAAAGUGUCUGGGUCUGGAAGAUUGCUGAGGUUUGUGAUGCUGUGUCUGCUUGACACGGAAGGUGUGCCAUGCAAGGCCUAGCAUCACAGGGCUUGAUGAGACGGCUUCCCAAUGCUUAAUCCGCAUGACAAACUAACACCUUCUUUCGGCGACAGGAAAAAGAGCUCCCUUGGCUGUCUAAGCAUGACAGAUUUUUGUAUGAUCCAAGUAUGCAUCACAAGUUCGCAUCCUUCCACCAGGCCCAGACAUUUUUGCAUUUGAUACGCGGGGCACCAGUACUACACGGCCAGCGUCUAUCCCAGGAAAAAAGUGUUACGGUUACACAUUUGUAGUCAAUUCAGCAACACAAAUUUAUUCUCUGCAUGAGAGAGAAAACAACUUGUAAUGCAGAAAUCCUACGGGAAAACCAAAACUCCUAUGAAACGAGGCUUCCAUGCGUAUCCGGCAUGACAGAGCUGGUCUGUCUUGCUUGGCCUAUAAAAACACAAUGCGCAACUGUAACACUUUUUUCUUUGCAUAGCGUUUCCAUCAUGGCGGAGCUGGACAAACCCUGGGGCAUGGCCAACCUGCGACUGACAUGUUGCAAGUGGUACCUACUGAACGAGGGGAUUCCCGAGUAUUGCAUCGAGUACGACCAAUUUGGGUUGUCCCUGCACGACUUUUGCCAUCACGUCCGAGUGGAAUUCGACACCUCGCUCAACAUUUGGGACUACAAUUCGUUUGCGCAGAUUGAAGAUGAUAUUGAUGUUGUUGACGGAGAUGAUAUUGGAGCAAGAACAGCUACUGGGUCUCGAAGGAAAAGUACUCUUUCCUCAGGAGCAUCUUUGCCAUCAUCUUUUGGGGGGCAGUUUAGUGGAGAAGGGGACGACCGCCAAGGCGGGGACUUGUUGGCUCAGGAAAUUGAUGUAAAGGAAAGAACCAGUGUAGUGUCUCUUGACGAGGAAAAGGACAUGCAAUUUUCGUCGGACUUACGCCAGACCGGUGUUGUUGAAAACAACAUCAACAAGAAUAAUAAAGCUACGAAGACGAGGAACCCGACCGGUAGUACAAGAACAGCAAACCUGUUGAAGAAACCAAGGCCGCUGUCUCUCUUGCAAAAGUCCACCGAGGCGAAGCUGCGGGCGGAACUGGAAGCGCACGAAAAACGAGUAGAACGGAAGCAACAAGCUCGGAAGGCAAGAAACGAGAACUACACAGCUGGUAGUACGCUUGAAACAAGCGCGGCUAAAACUAAACCAGCAGAUGAAACGAGCGAGAUCCACAUGUCCGAAGCGAUGCAGAAGAACUUUCUGCCCCUGAUUGAAACGAGAACGUUGGAAGGCAACAACGAGCCCGGGCUCGAGGUGAAGCACAUUCUGGUGGAGCACCCGGUCGAGUGGGAGUGCGUCGGCGGGCGGGGAAAUGACGGCUACGUGUGUGCGGAAGCUGUAUCAAAUGUAAAAAUGUCUGGGUCUGGAAGAAUGCAUGUUUGUCAUGCUUGUCUGGCAUGACUCUGAAAUCUGUCAUGCACGUUACCCAGGAGCUCUGUUUUUCUGUGAUGCAGGAACGGAGUUUGUCAUGCAGAAUAGGCAAUACCUAGAAGCUCAGAAACUUGUCAUGCUGAGCGAGCAUUUGUGGCCUCAUCAUGAGACGCCACCCAGCAUUACAAGUUUCCAGACCCAGACAUUUUUACAUUUGAUAAGCUGUGCAGCUGAUCAAUGCAGUAGCCGAGAUCGAGGCGCAAACCUUCGGGAUCGGGCUAUCAGAUGCAAAAAUGUCUGGGUCUGGAACAUUCUAAACUUGUGAUGCUGUCUCUGGAUUCUGAAAAAAUUUGUAUUGCAUGACCAGCAAGAGGACUCCAGUUUGUGCUAUGCGGAGAGGUCAUUUCUCAUGCUGUAGAGGCAUCACAAAGCGCUCUAAAAAUCUGUGAUGCUACGGCAUGCAUCACAGACAUCGUGGGUCAUGGAAAAUAUGCAUGACAAAUCUAGAAAUCUUCCAGACCCAGACAUUUUUACGUUUGAUACGGGCAGUACCUGAGCAACCUGGUGCACGGAGACAUCGACUGUGACCAUCUCGACGACGACAUGCUUGCGGAGGUGGCCGAGGGACCCCUGAAAAAGGACGACGUGGUGAAGAUCGACGUGUUUAUGCAAUACAAAUUCCCCGUACAUGGAUGUACAAGGUGCAUCACAAAUUUCACGAAUUUGGAGCGUCAAACUUGUCAUGCUAAACUAGGAUCGAAGCCAAGUUUUGUCAUGCAGAGACCGCAUUGGCAUUUGUACGUCGUGCACGGGAAAUUUACUGUGGAUAGUGUUCCGUGCGGGGGGUCACCAAAACAAACAAAGUUCUUCUUCUACGGGGCAAGAUGAACCUGCUGAAGUAGAGCAGGCUGGCGAGAUGAAGGUGUUUGUCCGCAGCAUGUGCUUUUUCAAAUUUAACAAUGUGGAGCAACCGCCGCCAACCGGCGCCGACGACCACUUGGACCACCACGAGUUGCGGGUCUCCCGCAAGAGUUUCCCGGUCAUUCUGCAACGCGGGGAAACUUAUGCACUGCAAACAUGUCUGGGUCUGGAAGAUGAAAAAUGCCGGACCUGUCAUGCUUGUGUGGCAUGAUUGUAAGCUAAGGUCUGUGAUGCAUGCGCACGAAGAGCAUCUCUUGCCUGUCAUGCAAAAACGCAGUUUGCCAUGCCGAGUACGCAAGAACACAUAGCAGCUCGAAAAUUUGUCGUGCGUGGCUGCUGCAUAUAAUUCAAGUCCCUCCAUCAGUCGCAUACUUGCGUCACAACUUCCCAGACCCAGACAUAUUUGCACUUGAUAAAACCUGUGCACAAUCGAGGUUCGACGUGUAGCUGUAGAUGAAGUUGACCGGCGGGAUUUAUCCGUUGAAGAGGAGGCGACAAACAGGAGAUACCAACUUUUUUUGGCGGAAAGAAGGAAGUAGACAUUCAUGAUGAUAGCAAGAGAAUACGUCAGCAGUGCGAUUGUGAUUAAGGUCUACCUUUUCUUAUACUUUAGUUGUCCUACGCAUGACGUAAGUAGUAGCCUUUCGCUCUCAGUUUUGCUUUUGCGGCAGCAUGGGUCGUUUUGCCCUCUUUGUCAUUGUCUUAACUCGUCAGCAUUUACAUAAUUUUUCUUUUUUGAUUUUUUACAUUCCGAUUCUUUUUUAGCUUUUUACUUGCACGACAUGGACAUCCCGACGUCUCGUUUUCCUUUAUAUUUAUACGUUUUUUCAUGUGUUUCAUUAUUUACUUCGUUGUCGUUGCGAGUGUUGUGCCACCUGGUUUACUUUUGCCCCCAUCAUGAUUAGACGACAAGACGAGCUCUUCUAUUGGGUAAAGCACGUAAGAGAAAAAUGAGUCUCCGCGUAGAGCCCAAAGCACUUGCACUGUAGAAGGACCCUAAUUUUUGCUACGUCAGAGCAGCUGCAUUCUGAUAAAUACUUCUGUGCGCCUGCUGUAGAUGUAGUGUAAGUGUACUAUCUUGAAGAUAAUUAUUUCUGUCGCUUUUUCGUUCUGCAUCUUCACCAACACGAAAACCUCAUCUCGAGGACGAGCAGCGACAGUUAUAUAAG